CUUUUAUUUUGCUGUAUUUGUUUAUAAUAGUCUCCAUAUUUUACUUUUAUUUAAUCUUUUCCACAAGAAGUCAACUUUUUAUUUCACAAUGAAAUUUCGUUAUCCCACUUUCCAAAUUCCAAGCGACGCCUAACCGAUUUACUGCACCGCGUCUAUUUUCGAAGUCAUCGCCAUCACGCAUUUAAAUCCCUCUAAAAUCCCCAAUUUUUUCACUGUUUCAUACGUUUCAAUUCAAUUUCAUCUUUUUUUCAUACAAAUCUUCCAGUUUAAUUGUAUCGAAAGAUCAGCAACAACAAAAUGCUUCAUAAAAGUUUUAAGCCUGCCAAAUGCAAAACGUCCUUGAAUUUGGCGAAAUCACGGAUUAAAUUAAUGAAGAAUAAAAAGGAAAUACAAUUGAAGCAGAUGAAGAGAGAUUUAGCUCAAUUGCUUGAGUCUGGUCAAGAUCAAACUGCUAGAAUUCGAGUUGAACAUGUGGUACGGGAGGAAAAGACCAUGGCUGCAUAUGAAAUGAUUGAGUUAUACUGUGAACUUAUUGUUGCGCGGUUGGCAAUCAUCGAGUCACAAAAGAAUUGUCCUCUUGACUUGAAGGAAGCUAUUGCGAGUUUAAUAUUUGCAGCUCCAAGGUGUGCUGACAUCACUGAGCUCCAGGAUGUCCGAAAGCAAUUUACUGCAAAAUACGGUAAAGACUUCGCCAAUGCCGCCUCUGAAGUUCGUCCAAAUUGUGGAGUUAGCAGAACUUUGGUGGAGAAGUUAUCCGUGAAUGCUCCUGAUGGUCCAACAAAGGUUAAAAUCCUUACAGCUAUUGCGGAGGAACACAAUGUUAAAUGGGAGCCAAAUUGGAUUAAAGAAGAUCCUGUACAAACUUUUGACAUUCCGAAUGUGGCAGCAACACAUAAUUUAGAGGGAAAUAUGAUACAAAUGCAAACCCUAAAAUUUGAGAUUGCUGAUGAUGUUGAGGAAAGGCAUGUUUAUGAUACAGGGAGACCAGGGACUUCUUCUCAAAGUUAUAUUCAUAAUUUGAAUGAUUUGGGCCCUCCAUCUUCCAUUUCUCAUCUUGAACCUAGACGUUCAGAGGGUACCUCAGAGAAGAUGGUAUUGAGUCAAUCCUCUGGGAUUGCUGAGAAUUCUUUCAAUAAUGGCAGGCAAAACCGGAACAUGAAAUUCAAAGAUGCAACCGCUGCUGCACAGGCCGCUGCUGAAUCUGCAGAACUAGCCAGCAUCGCAGCAAGGGCUGCUGCAGAACUUUCUAUCCGUAGCAAUGUCAUGAGUGCAUCUUCUAGGGAAAGAAUUCCAUCUUUGCAUGGUCAGAGUGAGGACAAUGUCCGUAGCACUGGCAGUGGGUUACAACAGAGUCAUGUUCACAGAAAUUCAACUAGUGGUUCAUUUAAUCAAAGGAGUCCAAAAAUGCAAAGCCAAGUAGAAGCAAAUAGCCAAAAUAAUAUAAGGGAGGACGGUGAGGCCACACAUUUAAAUAAAGAUUACACUCAGUUCAAGGAGCAGUAUGAGGCAGGAACAAAAGAUUUUACUAACAGCAAGAGUAGCAUUAGGUAUGCUAGAGAUUCAGAUUCAGAAUCUAGUCCUAUAUUCUCCAAAACAGAACCCAACACGUUUCGAUCAUCCACCUUGCAAGAGUCUGAAAUUGAGUCUUCUGAAAAUCCUUUCUAUGAAGAGACACCAGAAAGAGGAAAUCAGCAGAGUAGUUUGCAAUCUGAGAACAGUACUUUUGGGGAUGAGUAUCAUGUCUUUGCAAACGUAAACUAUGAUACACACACGAUUGAUUCAGGUGAUGGAUCUGCUAGUACAUUCAGCAGAACUGCUAAUGAAGAGGAUUGGUAUGCACCACCAAGUGCCCAUACAUAUGGUGAGGAAGACACGGCUUUCAAAAACCAUAGUGAAGGAAAAAGAGUUCUAGAAUUGGAUGACAAGGAUGCAUUCAACUCACGGAAAGAUCCUUUUGUUGGCAUGGAUCAUGGAACCAGUGGCAAGGAUUAUGAAGAAAAAGGCUUUCCCACACACGAGGAAGUUGUUUUUGAUGAAUCUGGUUCUGAUAAUGACGAUGAUGUACGUGUCUUAAACCCUGAAGAUGAACACGAUGUCUCUUCUCCUAGCAACCUUACAUCCAAGGGUUCUUUUUUUAACAACGACAAUAUUUACUAUGAACCUGAUAUCUCCAAAAGUUUUAGAAGUUCAUCAAUCUAUUCAAAAUUAAUUGAACCAGUGACUUUUGAUGAUUCUGAUGGGGCAAGUUCAGGAAGUGAGAAAGAUCAGCACAGAAAGAAAACUGAUUCCCGAAAGCCUAAUGCAGAUUCCUUUGAGCUUAAAUCUAUUUUUGUAGAAAAAGGAAGUGGCGAUUCUUUCAAGACCACUAAACAUGUAGAGAAUCAAAGAAGAUAUCUUGCUUUUAUAUCCAAGCAGAAGUCUGGUAUUGAUGAUUCUGAUGAUUCCGCAGCAGGAUCAAGUGACUUAAGAAGUCGAUCAGACUACUAUGGUUUGUCUGAUGAAGGCGAACCUCAGAAGUCUUUGCAAUCCCCAAGGGUUUCAGAGUCAACUCAUGUUUCUGAACUUGAAACCGAGCAUAAAUCUGGAGGUGGUAUGGAGUUAAACCUGGGAUCUUUGCCUGCUGGACGACGAAAUAAGACCCAGUGGCGCAUGCGAAGGGGUGGAUUAGCUGAUACUUCAUCUGCGUCGAGAUCUAUUGCAUCUGCCUCCAGUGACAGUUUUGGUUCCAGUAAGAAACCUUCUAUUUUUGAUUCAUCCAGUCAAAUGGACGAUAAGCAGACCGAAUUGAGAAAAAGUGAGCGCUAUACGCAGUAUGACUCACCCGGUGACGAUUUAGAAGUAACCAGCACUUUGAAUGAUUCAAAUGAUGCUGAGGGGCCAUAUGGAGGAAUAGUUCAUGGAAAUUUACGGAGAAGUACACUGAAAGAUCCUACCGGAUUCUUUGAUUCUGAUGAUAGUGGCCCUGAGGAGAAUGUUCCUAAACCUGUUGCGAUCAAGACUUUCGGGGGUGCUGGAGUCUCUCGAAGGACAAAGACUUCUACUCCGAGAUCAGCUGUCAGUGCUCGAACAUCUUCUGUUGCUGCAAAGACAGGCCAGUCUUCAAAUUCUUAUACUACUGAAUUUUCCAGCUCCAGGAUUAUUGAUCAAUCUAAUUCGAAUGACGAUGGCAAAAGUGUAAACACAAAAACUUCAAGGGAUGAUAAAAGUAUAUAUUCAUUUAUUGCCGAGAAACCAAUUAAUCCAAAGCGCCAUGACGCCAUGGAGGAGACGAAUUCAAAUGAAAAGAAUCCAAAGGAAACCUCUGCAAAAAUGCCUAGUCAUGUUCAUCCAAAGCUCCCAGAUUUUGAAGCAUUUACGGCACACUUGCAGUCUUUACGUAAGAAUCGUCAAUAGACAUCGAGUUAUCUAGAGCAUAUACUGUACAUACCGACAGAUUUGUGAACAUUUCAUGUUCAGGAGUGUCUUCAGUUCGACAUUUAUACUGUGCAGGAGAACUUUGAUAUGGAUUUAUUUAUGAACAUACGACAUUCGACAACGUAAAUAAUUAAACACUACUAUUGAUUGUUCUCUGUUUUGUAACAAUUACAUUUCAUUUGUAACCGAUACAUUGUUUGCGUUUGUUUUCAUGAUUGUUUACACUUGUAAUGAAUUGAUACGCGAUUUGGUAGCUCAAGAGUACUUCGUGAAACUUGUUGAUCAUGUUAAUUGUAAUACCAUUCAAAUGCAAAGCACAUCCCCAUUCUACUUUGCUUUCGUCGGAUGAGCAACAACAUUAAUCGAAAAUUUGAAUCAAAUAAGCAAAGUUCUAU
Messenger RNA from Amaranthus tricolor (Joseph's coat), 3809 nucleotides. RefSeq lists its product as uncharacterized. Bases 298 to 3393 code for a protein of 1031 amino acids. Lineage: Eukaryota; Viridiplantae; Streptophyta; Magnoliopsida; Caryophyllales; Amaranthaceae. The record is from RefSeq and is a predicted model, not a curated record. Gene Ontology annotation, biological process: protein transport. The transcript is spliced from 7 exons.